UGCAAGGGAAGUAAUUAAGGAACAAAAACAAAGCGUUUGGGCCUAGUGUGUAUCUUUCUAGUGCUAGACCUUCCAGAGGGACAACUGCCAAGGAUUAGUGCAUUCUCUACCACAAGGACUACUGACUUGAUUUAGGAAAAUAAUGACUUAAGUCAUAUUGCACAAGUCAUGUCUUCAUUCUGCGUGGACAACUAAUAACUUUGCAAUGUUCAAAAUAUCAUCAGGCUUUGAGCCCAGCGCGCAGGGCCCCCGUUGAAGCGGCUGAACGACGAGUCGGCCUCCCUCUCUUUCAUGCGUGUGCUGAUUGGUAGAGGCCAGUACAGCGGUGAGGGGAAGGACUAGGAAACACACAGCCAGCCCUGAAGGAUUUACCAAAACUCUUCUGCGGAACUCUUCACCGUUGUGUUAUUAUUUUUUUGGUUUGUUUCGUUUUUUAGUUUAUUUAGGUUUAGUUUUUAGUUGUUUUUUUUAUUUGGUUGUGGAAGCUCCUUCAUUUUAAUUGUGGUUAGAUUAUAGAUCUAGUGUGGAAUAGGGCCUUCAUAUCUAUUAUAUAGAUUCUAUACAGGCCUAGAUCUACAUAAUUCAUUGUUCGGAUGGAAUACACUAUUCACUCUUGAUUGUUUUGAAUACAGUUUUUUCUUCUGGAAGGCGCUGAGACGAUUCGGCCUCGGAGCGGGGCCCCAAAUUAUUCUCAAAAUGAUUCUUAAAUCAUGGCCGAGGCAGUGGCCCAUCGCGACGUGUUUCUUCUUAAACACCGACUGGUUCACAGUUUCAAUCUAGGUUUUAUAUUGUCUGGAAUUGUUCCCUAAAAGAAUCUGGACCUAAUGCUAAAGGAUUGGACUACAGUUUUAUAGGGUUGGCCCUUAUAAAAUCAGAGCACAUUCCAGAGUUUAAAAAAAAAAAUUGUGAUUGAAUUACGGUACAUCAGUGGUGAAUAUUAUUAAUUGUUGUGUUAGAACCGCUCCGUUGUGGUGCUAAAGACAUGUCGCGGCGGAAACAGUCGAAGCCCCGUCAUGUCGGCAGUGAUGGACUUUCGCUGGGGGACGCCGGGGGCCCCGAUGAACUAGCCCUCGGAGAGGAUGACGGGGGAGACGAGGGGCCCCUGCCUUCGUUAAGGAAGAGGAGAUUAAGUAGCGACACUGACAGGGAUGAGGAUGAGAGACUCAAUGACGCGGAAAGUAAUGAAGAGUUUUGUCCCUCUGGGGAUGUUCCCUCCCCUGACGGCUGUGACAACAUCAGCUCCUGCGACAAAUGUGGCGUGUGCUUCACAGACAUUACCCAGUACCUGACCCACAAAAAGCUCUGCGCCACCCGCAGUCGUAUCCUCAUGCCCUACGACCCGCCUGUGAACGGCUACAUCCAGCAGAAUGGUUAUGACAGAGGCGGCACCGAUGACUGCCGGAGGAAAGACUACAGCGACGGCGAGGACCGUGAUGAUAAGGACGAUUACGACAGCGCUGACGAAGACGAGAGGCCGCCCCAUGACGCCGGCGGCUUCGAUCGUCAGACGGAAAGCGCCGGACUUUCCCGAGGAAGGAAAAGGUCGAGGGAGGAGGACGAUUAUAAAAACAACGAAGACAGCCGAUAUCGUUCUCAGAUUCGGUCGGAGGAAAAUUUUAUAUUGGGACUUAGAAACAAAAUGAUGAACACUUUCCAUAGUUUCCGGGACAAGUCAGUAGAUGAGAAUGAACGUCCCGGAAAUAAGCCAAAGACCUCAGACGGGGAAGACUCCCGAGGAAACGAGUUCAGAAAAGCGCGGAAGGACAGCGAAGCGAGCUCCGAGAGAACAGCGCCGGGCGGUUCCGCAAAAGAGGAUCCUGCAGUCGCCUGGGCUCUGAAGGCUGCAGAGAGGGGCAUGUUCGGGGGCAACAGCAAUGUCACCCUUGAGCCCAUGCCUGCCACCAGCGCCGCCGUUGCCCAGUGCGGGGACAGGGACGAUGAGGUGAACUUGUUUCGCAAUAUGCUGUUCCAACUCCAGCAACAGCAAAUAAUGCAGAUACAAGUGAUUCAACAGAUGAGGCGCCAGCUGAUCGCCAGUGGCGUCAACCCCAGCGUUCUUCCAGCGGACAUUGACCUCAGCAUGAUGUCCACGGAGGGGCUGGCGUCCGUGGGGGCCGCCAUGACCGGGUUACAAAACGCCACCGUCGCUGCCGCCGUGGCCAGAGACACUAUGACCACUUCUUCGUCCAGGUUCAGGGGCGGCUCACGUUCCCCAUCACACUCACGGGAAUCUUCGCCGUCCCUCUCGGAAAACUCUCACAGAACCGGCGAGCUUCCGUCUUCGCCAAACUCAGGGAAAACUUCGGAGAGAGACUCCGAGCGGCAGCGGGAAAUGGCGAAGCCUACGGAAGAAAGGCAUAAUGGCUAUGACAUGUCCGGAAAGUACCUUUCCCCGAAUGCCCCAUUCUUGGACUCACCUUACCCUAAACAGCCUGGAUCUUCCUCGCCAAUAUCCAGGAAUCCACUGGAGAUUCUUCAGGAGAAAACUGCAGCUUCCCUUUCUUCCCUGCCCAUGUCUCUUGGGGUGCGGGGUGCCGAGGGCGGCAAGUCCUCCAGCUCAAGUCUUCUCAACUCCAGCGCACUCUUCGCCAGCUCCCCGUCGCUGAGCGCCCUGCAGAAGGAGACUGACGCCCUGAAGCCUUCACCCAUACUGCCCCCACUAUCCAUUCCAAUGACAGCCGAAGACUACAAAGGCUACAUCCAGAGAGGCACAAUCUUGGAGAGGUCGCAGUACGCCAGCGAUGACCCGUUCUUCAAACACAAGUGUCGUUUCUGUCAUAAAGUAUUUGGCAGUGACAGUGCCCUGCAGAUCCAUGUACGCUCACACACAGGUGAGAGGCCCUUCAAGUGCAACAUCUGCGGCAAUAGAUUCUCCACCAAGGGCAACCUUAAGGUUCACUUCGAGCGCCACAAGGCUAAGUACCCUCACGUCAAGAUGGACGCCACGCCGGUUCCCGAGCAUCUGGACAGGCAGCCCAACCUGCUGCCCAACUUCCAGGCUACGCCCUUACCGUCGUCUGUACCCUUGCCACCCCCUAUGCCACGCCUACCUAUGCCACCCGCUUCCCAUCCCGCCCCUCCGUCUCCUUCGUCAAACCCACCUCUCCCCUCUCACCAUUCCCCUUUUUCUUUUGGAGGCUCCUUUAUGCCACCUGGACUACCGCCCUUUGGACUGAUGCCUCCUCCACGAGACGCUGGACUUCAUUUUCCUCACCCUCUUGGACUUCCAUUGGGUUUUCCGCCCGUAAGUCUCGCUAGCAGGAGGGAAUCCCCAAAUAGACACCUACUGGAUCCUGGCUUCAUGAGACCUCCGCAGAGGGAAAGUCCAGGCAGCAAUCGUGAUGCAUCACCUUCAGAAAGCAGAAAGUCGAAUUCUGGGGCACCUCAUUUCCCCUACCCACGACGAGAGUCAAAUCACAAAUCUGAAGCUGCAGACACUGAAGAUGGCGACAUCCAGAGAGAAAGUCAUAUGGACGAUCUCCAUAGAAGGACCCCUAGUGAAAAACACCCCCCACGGAGCAGGCACGAAUCUGAAAAGAGUCGCAGUCAGUCUCCGGCUUCAAGGAAAUCCUCCUCGUCUAAGGCGGCCCCAUCCACACCUGUACCGAACUCACCCCCUCCCUCCCAUUCACGGCCAUCGUCUUCACAUAGCCCUCGACAGUCCCCAGCAUCCGUCAUUAGCUGGGCUUCUUUGACGUCACCUCAAAAUUUCCCUAGUCACCACCCGGCAUUGUUCUCACCCCACCAUCCCCUUCCACCAGGCUUCCCCGGACUUGGCCUGUCUAUGGGAGGUACUCCAACCUCUUUCCAUUUGCCACCACAUCUCCCGAUGUCUGGCCCAAGACUUAGCGGCCACUCUCCAUUUUUACACCCGCCUCCCCCUCCCCCGCCUCAGAUUUCUAGCCCGCCAGGCGAAGGAUCGAUGUUUAGGAAUUCGAUACUGCCCACAAAGACUAUCGAUCCAUCCGAGAAUCUUGAGCAGUACAUGGAAGUUCAGAAAUCGGAAACGUCCAAGCUUGAGGCUCUAGUGAAGAAUAUCGAACAGAAGAUUACGGAUCCUAAUCAGUGUGUUGUGUGCCAUAGAGUGCUGAGCUGCAAGUCCGCUCUUCAGAUGCACUAUCGCAUCCACACAGGAGAAAGGCCAUUCAAAUGUAAGAUUUGCGGUCGAUCAUUCACCACCAAAGGUAACUUGAAGACCCACAUGGGUGUCCAUAGAGCCAAACCAGCUCUGCGAAUGAUGCAUCAGUGCCCAGUAUGUCACAAACAGUUCACCAACGUUCUAGUCUUGCAGCAGCACAUCCGGGCUCACACAGGCUCCAUGGGGCACAUUCCCCAUAUGCCAUUACUCCCCCCUCACAUGGAUUGGGCACACCGUGCUCCAUUCGGCCUUCCACGCCCCCACCCUUAUCUACCUCCCAUGCCCCACGAAUCUAUGGAUCUAUCCAGGGGACACGGUUUCCACCCAGGUCAUUUUCCACGCGAGCGUCACCCAGCUAUGGAAGUAGAGCGCAAAUCAGAUUCUUUUAGAAGGGAACGCCAAAACAGCGAUGCGCCAAAAGCUAACGAAGACAAUAAAACUGGUGAUAAUGAAGCUGUGAAAGAAACUCCUGCCAGAGCAACUCCGCCCAGACCACAUUCCCGUAACAGUGAAGGUUGUGAAGAUAGAGAAAGACCCUUAUCUAGACCAAGCCACCAAGAUGGUUCUUUUACAAAAUCCAAAUUUGAGUCAACAUUUUUACCUCCUGCAUUUGGAAACACGCCUUUUGAUACGCCCUUGGCUGCUCUGGAGGAAAGAGUCAAAGCAAUAGAUAGUCAAAUGUCACAGACCUCAUUCGAGAAAUUUAGGAAUAGCAUGGGACUAGAUGCCACAUGUUUUCCAAACUCUUCCUCUAGUGCGUCUAACGGAUCGGAACCUACAAGCAAGCCCGACAGUCCAGCUUCGGGUUUAGACAUGGCGCCAUACGGUUGUCCAAUCCUUCCACCAUACGAUGGAGGAUCUACAACAUGCAAUAUUUGUCUGAAGACUUUCGCCUGCAAGAGUGCUCUAGACAUACACUAUAGAAGCCAUUCAAAAUUAAAGCCCUUCCAGUGUGAAAUAUGCGAGCGCUGCUUCAGCACGAGAGGUAAUCUCAAACAGCACCUGCUGACUCAUAAGAUCAGGGAUUUGCCAAACUCUGCCUUCGAUGAUGUAGAUGAUGAAAGGAAAAACCAGGAGCCUGGCAGUGGCAAAGAGAAUGAAGACGACGAUGAUAGCGAGCUCCCAAAUGAAGACUAUCCGUACGAGGAGGACGCCGACGAGUUUGGAAUCGACCAAGACGAAGAAGAGUACGAUCACAUGAAUGAUGAAGACUUUGAUGAUAACGCUGAUGAAGGCCAGUCUUCGCCGAAAUCGUAUGUGGCUGAAGGCGACUACCAAGAGAAUAACAACAAUAACAGCAUCUCCAACGCAGAGAACCACAACAGUGAUUUGGAUGAAAGCAACACUGACUGUUCUAGAGACGUGACCAACGGUGAAAAGGAGGACGCCGAGGAUGCAUGUGAGCCUCAUGACCGAGACUCGCCGCAGCCUCGUGAGUUCCAUCCCCAGUCAGGCCCUUCCAACGAGGCCAGCAACACUUCCAGUAAUUUGUCACACAGAACACCUGAGCACUCCGGCAUCACUUCCUCCAGUCAUUCGGGUGACUCCAACCACAUUAGGCGUUCAGGUGGCCCUAAACACCAGUGCAUGACAUGCAUGAAACCCUUCUCAUCCGCCAGCGCCCUGCAGAUCCACACCCGCACCCACACUGGGGACAAGCCUUUUAAAUGCACGGUAUGCAGUAAGGCUUUUACCACCAGGGGCAACCUUAAGGUCCACAUGGGCACCCAUAUGUGGAACAACAGCCCAUCUCGACGGGGUCGCCGCAUGUCCAUAGAACCACCUUUCCUCCUUUCUCACAUCAAGGACAACCCUUUCAUGCCUGGGGGCUUCCCUCCCAGACCUCCUCCAGACUUCUUUUAUCAGUACCCUCUUCCAAUGAUGAACGGGCCUGGUCCAAAAAUGAACGAAAUAUCGGUCAUCCAGAGCCUCAGCGGUGCCCUGCCUAGCCUUCCGCCCAUCCCGCCUCAUCUUAUGCACGGAUUUCUUUCAAAAGAUGACCACAAUCCCCUUCGGGACCCGAUAGAGAAGAAACCAGCUGGUGAGCUUGACCUAAGUUUGAAAAUGGAAAAAGACCAUUCACCCACUAGAUCGUCCACAUCGACUCCGAUCUCUUCUCAGGCUCCCACGGCGCCCCUGAACUUCUCCGGCACCCAGUCGCCAGGCAACAACAAAGAGAACAGCAGUCUUGCGAUGGGUUUGGAUCUCCGCAAUUUGCGCGGUGCACCUUGGAUGUGGGGCGCCUUCCCUUGCCUGAUGUGUGGGCAGAUGUUUCCAUCCCAGGACGCCGUCGAGCACCACGCACGGUCACACCAUAUGAACAAGAGUGACCCGGCCGGGCACCCAAUGGUGAAAGGCGAGCCUCAUCCGGCCCUGCCACCCAAGGCUCUACUGGCGUAAUAGUUUUCUUUGCAAUGGACGCGUCCACUCUAAAACGUGUUAAAUGUUUGUAAAGUAAAAAAAAAAAGCGAUAAUUUGAAAAACUAUCAGGGACUUUGCAUUAUAAACAAGUUUGCUAUAUUAUUAUUUUUUAUUUAAACAAAACAAGCUUUGAAAAAAAAAAUAGACAUUAAGACUCUUAAAACUUUUCAUGUCAGUGACAGUGUGUGUCCAUAAACUAUGUACAGAAAUGUUUACAUGUGUACAAAAACUUUAUCUUUAAUAUAAACUUUUAUAAAUUAUAUUCAAAUUAGAUUUUUAAAUAUCAACAUGAAACGAAUUUUUAUGAAACUUUUCUACCAGAGACCAAUAGAUCUAGGAACCAGAUCUACUAGUGAUCAAUACAGAAUCUUGAUAACUAUUCGAGCAUAAUACUUUCAGUCAUAGGUAUUGUGUACACAUGACAAGAAUGAUAUUCGAGUACUAGUACCAAUAUUCAUCUGGUAUUGUCGUCAAGGGUUGUGGCAAAGUUUCUACACUCGGACAGUCGAAUCUGUGAUUCUACUUUUUCUUAUCAAUGUAUUGUUUACCCACAGGUAGCCGCGCAUGCGUGAUGCAUGUGUUUCUGACGUAAUGUGAAAAAAACGGUGUAUGAUAAUAUUUUUUCUAGGCAAAAUUAUUCCUUUGAAAUGUAUAGAUGAUUACAUAAUGUAUGUUGAUUACUGCGCUAGUGUUCAUCAAUAUAAUGCUAUCAUUGCUUAUCUUGUAAUGAAUUCAAUAUGUUUUCACUUGUUAUCUCUUAUCACUGUAUACCUCAGAAAAAGACUUAUCAGAGUCUGAGUUUAAAAAAUAAAUCAACCACAAUGUCACAUGUCAUCUGUACAUUUUGCCAUCGCUACAUUGCUUCAUUCUUACGUAGAAUAGAUUGGGGAGGGGUGUAUGGUCUUAUUAUGUAAAAUAAUUCAUUGAACCCUCUGUAUAUUUUUAACACCCCCAUCCUCCCCUUUUUCUUAAAUCUAUCUUAUCACUAUAGUGCAACUCUCAAGCGAGACAACUCAGACUUUUAAAUCCAUUUUUUUAUUGCUUUGUAAAACUUAAUUGAACUUUUUGUAAGAAGACCAUAUGCUGAUACAUUUUUUUUUUUUUUUUACAAAACAGGACAAGCCUGACCUAUUUAAACAACAAAGAUCUGAUCUAUUUAAACAAUACAUUUCUGAUCUUUUUAAACAAUGAACUUAUGAAUACAUUGUAAAACGUUUUAUUAACAAUUGUCUGGGCCUGGGAUACAUGAAUUUGUAAAAACAUUGAAUAGUUUGUCUCUAGACAUAUGAAAUGUUAAUUUAAUCUGGCACCGGCAUUGAAUUAUUUUCUCUCUUGAUAUUUAUAAUCGUUUAACCACGCUUGGAGCAGCUUAGUCAAGCAAACAGUAUAGAAGUAGAUUAGUAGGUCCUUACAGUUAAUAUAUGUUAAUAACAGUGUGUACAUGCUUUUUUUUUUUUUUUUUAUAAAUAUAGAAUUGUUCGCUUGUUUAUUUUUAAUUCGACUGAAAUAUAUCUUCAUAUUAAUGUAUUUAAAAUAUUUGUGUUUACUUUUGUUGGAAAGAAUUUUAUUUGUUUAAAAUUAUUUCCCUUGCCGUUGCCAUGGCGACGCUAUUGUCUCUUUAGGACUUUUUGACCUAUACAAUGUAUUGCUUUAUUGGGUGUGAUAACUUGUAAUGCCGUUCAAAUUUUCUCAGGUUCCUAUUGACUCUUCUCACUUAACUCGGUGUCUUGGAUACCGCCAAUUCUGACGGUGUUUUUUUUUUUUUGUCUGUCUCUCUCUGGGGAGAAGAUGGUGAUGUUGAAUUGAGAUGCCUGUCAUGCAUGUCAAAAUUCUGUGCGUGUAUGUCAGCUAUAAAUGUGUCAUUUGCAUGCGUCUGUGAUGUGAAUUAGCAUCAUUCUGUACACUAUGAGGAUUUUGAAACCUUUUUUUUUUUUUUAGAUGAAUCAAGUCUUUGAAUGACUUAUGUCAGCAUAUGACAUGUAGAUGUCAAUAACUGUAGAUAUUAGUUUAUGUCUUUCUGUAUGUAUGUGUAUGUAUGUCCAUUAAAUUGAUGUUAUCAUCCGGACCAUACAUUUUCUUCCGGGAGAUAGUGAGAUAUUCUGUUGUGUAACUGUUUGUAUCCUAUGCUUGUAUGUUUGGGCGUUAUAUCUCUGUAUCUGGAUGAUCUUGAAUUAAACAAAAAUCCAUUAUGACCUCUUUGUGUCCUUGACUUUUUCAUGCCAUACUGAUGAGUCCAGCGUCACAGUGACCUCCACAUGCCAUAAUAUUUUAUCCUCUUCAAAGUGCUGUGUCUUUUAGAGUGUAUUUUUAAACCUUUUUUUUUGUGUGUGUCUGGUGACACACAACAUUAGAUUGUGUCAUAUAGAAAACUAUACAACAAAUAGACUAAUGUCCAGCUAUACCCAAUAGAAGACUGGUAUCAAUUACAGCUGUUCCAUAUAGUAGACUGGAAUAAUGUACAGGUUGUGAUUACUGUGUACACAUGACAUAAUGUUCUGCUAUCCUCUUAUUUUGUAUCAAUCCCCUUUUUUUAUAAAAAUGAAAAACAAACAGAAUAGUUUUACAAUAAAAUUUAAUUGAAAUAUGUUUUAUCUUCCAUUGAAUGGCCUAGAAUCAUUGUAUAAAAAGCUAAAACCCACAAAGUUAUAAAACAAUUAAAUGGCAAAAUAAUAAAGCACAUCAUUUUUAUUGCAUGUGUUUAGAUAUUGUUUUGAAACGCUACUUAUAUCUGUAGUCCUACUUUUUACAUGUAAAACCUAUCUACAUAUUAGAAUAAGUAUAACAUUUUUACUACACUUUAUUUUUAUAGUACUACAAAUUAGCCUUUUUUGGUUGUAAUGUAUUAUUUUCAAGUUGCAUUUUACAUUGAGAUUAUUUGAUGAAAACAAAUUUCAUGAAAAUGAAUGUUUUGACAAAAUUAGUUUUUUAAUAUAAAAUGAAAUUAUUGUCUAGUGAUGUUAGCAGGCUGAGAAUAAGAUAUUAUAAACUACGUCAGGAAAGAACGUGAUGUCAAGGUCACUUCAUUGUUUAUUUACAAUUAUUUGUUUCGUUCAUUUCAAUAUUUGAUGUAAAUUUUUUAUUUUCUCUGGAGGCUGAAGAAAGACAAGAUUUAUACGUUUUAAAAGAGUGGGGUUUAGUUGUGUGUUUAUGUUUUGCAGUGUAUGUGUGCUUCAUGUAAACAAAUAAAGAAUGAUUGUACUGUGUGUGUGUGUAUGUGUGUGUUGGCAUAUCUAGAGAGAGAUUUCAAGUCUUCAAAAAAAUGAUUCUCAAUAAAUAGUUGUUUAUGACCAAAAUA
Messenger RNA from Biomphalaria glabrata, 9854 nucleotides. Its product is annotated as sal-like protein 3. The transcript has 6 exons. Lineage: Eukaryota; Metazoa; Mollusca; Gastropoda; Planorbidae. The record is from RefSeq and is a predicted model, not a curated record. Gene Ontology annotation, cellular component: nucleus. Gene Ontology annotation, molecular function: DNA-binding transcription factor activity, RNA polymerase II-specific; RNA polymerase II cis-regulatory region sequence-specific DNA binding. Gene Ontology annotation, biological process: regulation of transcription by RNA polymerase II. Bases 983 to 6538 code for a protein of 1851 amino acids.